GUUGUGCGUAGCAACCACAAGGAUUACUCCGUCGGUGUGAAAUAAUUGCAGCAUUCGACGCAGCAGCAGUAGUAGUGUUGUGUGUGCGUGUGUUCUUGGUGGUGUUUCGUGUGUUGGCAAACGAAAUAAGGCCAACCGUAAUUUGAAAUGAAAGCGUGAUCAAACGCGUUUGUGUGGAGAGUAAAAAAGGUGUUAGAAUCUACGCCCGAGUGUGACGUGUAUGUGUGUGCGGUGGAAUAAUCGAUCGGUGCCAAAUGAAAAAGCAGAGUUGAACCACCGCAACACGCAACAGUAGCGAGAGAGAGAGAUAAGUGUUUGCCGUGUGUCGGGGUGUCGUUUAUUAGCGAAUCCGCACCUAUCGUGUAAUAUAUGUGCGUCGGCAGGCAGAGGGUCAGCGGCCGAGCAGCAGCAACAGCAGCCAGCAGUGCACCUGGAGCGUGUGUGUCUCGGCAGUAGGGUCGUGUUGAGUGCGCGUACAUCGCAGUGUGUGUGUUGUGUCCCACGAUGGCCAUGGCAGCGUGCUAUCCGACCUACGACCACAUGACCGGCGGCAGCAGAAAUGUGGCUCAGCAGCAGCAGCAGCAUCUCGUGCAACAGCAGCAGCAGCAACAGAGUCCGGUCGCGGCCACUAGUCAGCUGCACCAUCUGUCGUCGCGGCUGUCGGCCGCGGCAGCAGCAGCAGCAGCGGCCGCAGCCGCCGCCAGCAACAUGUCGGCGGUGCAGAAGGAUUUCAGCAUACCGCUGCACGUGGACUGCAGCGUGGAGUACGAGCUGCCGAAUCAGGCGAAGCCGCCGGUCGGGGCCCGGGUGGAGCCGCUGCUGAUGAUCCAUCCGUGCUACUUCCGCAAGAUGGAGAGUCAGCGGCGCAGCCCGUUCAUCAACAACAUGCCAAAUUCGUCCCGUAGUUCUAGUGCGUCGAUCGCGGCCAAGGCUGGUGGCAACGGGGGGGCCGUCGGCAGUGGUAGCAGCAGCAGCGUUGCCAGCAAUGCCGUCACGUCCAGCAGUGCGUCGGUCGCUGUGGAUUCUGUCGCGAGCCGGCGGAGUGCCGUGGCCGCAUCUCACAAGUCAUCGUCGGCGUCGGCUGCUGCGGCUGCAGCCGCAGCCGCCGCCGCAGCCGUCUCCACCAGCAACCAGUUCCUUCAGCUCCAGCUGGACGAUUACGUUCAGCGGCAAAUGCAUCGCUCGUCAGCGGUCAACAGUCAGCAGCAGCAACAGCAGCAACAACAACACUAUGCUGCUGCUGCCGCCAACAACACAGUCAAUGGUCAUCUGCAGCAGCAACAGCAGCAGCAUCACCAUCAGCAGCAGCAGCAGCAGCAGCACCACAGUCGCCACCAGCAACAACAGCAGCAACCUCACCACCAUCAUCACCAGUCGCAGCAGCAGCAUAUCGCUGGACAGUCCGCGAACCAGUACAGCCUCACCAACAGUCAGUCCCUGCAGCAGCAGCAUCAGCAACAGCAGUCUGCGGCUGUGACAACCUCCGACUGGGGCCGCUACCACAUGGGUUCGGCGGACUGUGUCAGCUCCGGGGGUGGAGCUGCCGGUGUUGCUGGCAGUGUGGUACGCAACGGGGGCAGCUACGGUAGCAAGCUGUCCAACAACAACAACAACAACAACAGCGUCUACAACACCAGCAACACCGGCAACAGUAACAGCAGCAGCAGCAGCAACAAAUCCAAAAGUGUCACUAGCGCGUCGAUGAAGCGCAGCAACGCAAGUAAUACGGGUAUCAGUCAACACCACCAGCAGCAGCACCAGCAGCAACACCAGCUUCAACAACAGCAGCAGCAGCAGCUGCUGAUGCCGGCCAGCUGCGCCGUGUACAACAGCAGCACCGCGAACUGUGUCAGCAGUGGCCUGGUCGAGGGUGGCGGUGCUGGUGGUGGGCCCCGCUGGGGUGACAUCGAGAAGACUUCAAUGGCGGCGGCGGUGCCGCGCGAUUUCCAGGCCGGCCCCGAAUCGCUCCCGAUGAAGGCAGGCGGGCUCGUGUCCGCCGCCAACCUGCCGCCGCCGCCCUCCGUGUACCGUAGCGGUGGCAAGCGGGACGCGAUGCUGUCCGGUGCCGGCGGCUGUGCAGUGUACAGUAGUAAUAGUAACAGUAACAGUAACAACACUAGCGGUAGUAAUCGAGGCCACAGCAACACCGGCGGCAGCAGCGUUGUUGCGGCCAACGGCACCACCACCAGCACCAUCACCACCACCACCGGCAUUCCCAGCACGGACCUCAGCCUGUGGGAGGCGGCGGCGAACGGCGGUGGUGGGGCCGGCACUACCAACUCCACCCUGCCGGACAAGAGCUCGAUGACGGCGGCCAUUCCGCGAGAUUAUCACGCGGCCGGUCCGGAGCAUCUCGCGGCUUGCAACAAGCUAGCGGCUGCACGGCAACAGUACCAGCAACAGCAACAACAGCAACAACAGCAACAUCAUCAUCAGCAGCAGCAGCAGCAGCAACAUCACUCCCAACAACAGCAGCAGCAACAUCACCACAAUCACCAGGUUGCGGUGGCGGCGGCCGCUGCUGCAGCGGCGGCAGCAGCCGAAGCGUCCGAGAAGCUGCUGUUUGCGGCCAAGUACCGGCAGCACCAGCGCGCCUCCCAUCGGCUCCACCCGUACAUGAUGAGCUCCAGCUUUACCCCGCUGAUGACGGCGGCUUUCCCCCCGAUGCAGCAGGUGUCCUGCUACAACGUGUGAUUCUAAGCAGGAGGGGUGGGCCAACAACCGUAACAACAAUCGGUAACGGGUGGUGGAUGAAAAUGUUGCUGACGUGUGUUCCUUCCGGUGUGCGCUCGUGCGUGAGUGUGUGUAUGCACGCAUUGGGGUGGCAAGUGAUAAGAGCAGUAGGAGAGGGGAGAGGGGAAGAAGGAGGGGAAAAGAAGUUCAGUGAGAUGUUUGUAACGCGUUCGCGCUUUUUCUGUUUCUGGCAAAGCUGUUCUGUUCUGUUCUGUUUAUUAUUAUUAAUAUUAUUAUUAUUAUUAUUAUUUCACUUUGGUCGUUAGACGAAACAAUGUUGCAAGCACGUGAAGAUGGAAAAUUCCUUUCGCCCAAUCGCCAAUGCCCAACACUGCAAAGAGAAAGAGAAAGCGAGUUAGAUAGGAGUGCCAGAGUUGCAAAGAGAUAAGGGCAUGCAGUAGUUGAAGGAGGAGCCAGAGAAGAAGAAGAGGAAGAAGGAGACGUUGGCGGUGGCGGCCACUCUCGCAAAGCAUGUAUAAAAAUAGACAGCAACUUUUUUGUUGCAAAUUUAAAUGUGAUAGUAGUUUUUACUCCCAAAUAAUAACUUCAGCUAAAACAAAAGAAGAAGAAAAAAAACGAGGAACGACUAAAGGAACGACCGCAACUUUGACCGCAAAGAGACACUCUGUGACGGGGGAGGGGGAGUUGGUAGGGGAGGUAGAAAAGUAGUGUACCAGCACUACACCUCUUCACGCCUCUUCUCCUCACUCCUUCUUGGGAAGAAUACUAGUGGUAUGCUAAUUGACUAAUUGAUAUAUGACUUUAGAGAAGGCGACACGCGCAAAAUUCACAUCUGACGGUUUUGUUUUCCGUUUUAUGUUUGUCCUAGAUUUUGUUUUUCAAGCAUAACCGAUUAGCGGACGACGCAACUGUGUGCGUGUGUGUGUUUGUAUGUGGGAGGGCGUGGGUGUGCGAGAAGACUACUUUUAUGUUGCCUAGGUGUUGAUAAAGGAUGAUAAAAAAAACCCAACUGAAAAAUAAUAAUACAACCGGACGACAGCACGUGUCCGGCGUGUUUAGUGAGUGUUUGGCUUUAAUCGAACGGUAGUACGGGAUAAAUAUACAUAUAUCUAUACACACAGACACAGACAUACGCAUUACACACAGGACACAAACCUCUAUAUAUAUACUACGUAUUAAACAGAAGAAAUGUGCGAAGAAGCAACAUAACUAUAUCUAGCCUCAACAAAAUUCCUUUCGUUUCUACUCAUGAAAACCCACACAACACACACCAACAACAACAACUACAACAAUCCUCUUUCCCUCCAACGGAAGGGUGGAAAGGCAAAAAACUGUAAACUUUGCAUGUAACUCGCGAUACACUAAAGCAAAACAAAGAAGUACGGUUAAAAAAAACAAGCAGCAACCCUGAGACGGAAAUGAACUUGUAAUAGAAAAGCAAAGAAAGCAAAAAAAUAACACAUUAGACACACACACAAACAUUGAAAAAGGCAGUUGAGUAGUAAGCGGUGGUAAUGGAGGAUAAAGUAGGAGAAGAAGACAGGAGACAGGCGCAAGCGUAACGUAAUACAAAGAAAAAUGCGGAGUCAUGAACUGAAAAUAAAAACGAAGAAACCUAGCUAAAAACAAACGCCCCCGUUUAGUAAAAACUAAUAGAAAAACAUUGAAAAAUGAAACAAACAAAAAAUCUAUUAUCUUGCUCUCAAUUCUGUGUUCCAACAAAAGAAAGAAGCGCAGCUCGUGUUCAAAGUUCUGUUCUGUUGUUAUAGGCGAGACAGUCAUUAGAGAGUGUUUUUGGUGGGGGUUCGUUUUCUUUCGCGGCUUUCGUUCCCAUCCAAAGGUUUAUGCGUGUAUGUGUUUUAUUGUUUCUCCAAGUUUUUGUUUUGGUGGUCCAGUUGUUCAGCCCCCCCCCGGGGGGUUGUCCGCAGUAGAGUUCCUCUUUUGAUUUUCACCAGGUUAUCGUUGUCGUUCUCGUUUUGUGCGUGUAUUGAUGUGUCUCCCGUAUAGAUGUGUAAGGGGUUUCCCACCAAAAAACUUCCCCCUUCAAAAGAGUUCCUCGCCUGUGUUGGCACCAUCACUCUCCGACGAACUGGUGCCCGAUCUGAUUUCCUCUAGUGUGUUAACCUUUUUCUAUUGUGAUAGACGAACAUUGCCAUACCGCCGGUCGGGGUCGGGUUUACGAGGAGGUACGGAGGAAUUCUGAUCGAAUAAUUCCAUUUUUCCCCAGGCAAAUUGAUUUCUGCAAAGUUGAUCCUUUCUUUAUGAGCUCCAUGUUGCAUAUGCCUGUCCAGUGUUCCAAACAGCAGCAUCAUUCCUUGAAAUUCGCCUGUUCCUGGGUUGUUUUUUCCCACCGCUGCCCCAAGUUGUCGGCACCGAACCCGAACACCUAUAUUACAUCCCGUGCGAUGUUUUACCGAUCAGCUCUGCUACUAAUGGCUUACGUUACGACCCACUAUUGUAUAGGCGACGUUGUGCUUUAGCGAACGAAGGUAGCGAGAGGAUAAAUAUAGGGUACGGAUAGAGGUGGUACGGUAACAUAGUAAAGGUAAAAACAUGAAGUAAACAAUGUGCAUAUUUAACAUGUUAUUGUUGCAUGAUCGCUGCAAAAACUAACCCAGUAAUAAUAAUAGGACAGCAGUAAUACGAGCGGGCAGCAAACUCACUACCAGCUAUACAGCAAGAAGCAAACAAAACAAACUACUAAUCAAAAUCAAUAAAAAAAAAAACAUGAACAGAACUGGAACAAAAGAAAAAGAAAAAAAAAAACAACGACGUACUAUGCAUGUUUCGGAAAAAACAACAACCUACUGACGCAAACUGUUAAUAGAGGAUGUUCGAUUUUGAGUUUUUCCAAAAAGAAAAAAAGAAAUAACAGAAACUAAUGAAAAUUUCCUAAAUAACCAAAUAACAUAAAAUGCAACACAACAAACGUUCACACUGACUCAUACACUAAGCAAAUGAAGUAUUCAGACUAGAAAUUAAUGGCAAACUAAGGCAAAAACAAAGGCGUUAAUGGUAACGGAAAACAAACACAGACUAAUUAACUGAAAAUAAACAAACACACAACUCGAACACAUUCUCUCCUAGUCUAGGUCGCGUACGAAAACUAACAAUACAAUGCUAAAUUAUAUACUCUCUCAGACAUAUACAAAACAAAAACAAAAAAAAGCCGUGACAGGUAUACUAUAUUUCAGUAACUAGAACGAAACGUUAAUGGGAAUACAAAUGCCGUGGAGUGCAAUUGUUAGUUGAUGUUUUUUUUGGCGAGGGAUAAACAUGCUGCUAGUUGGGUUAUGUUUUUAUUGUUUCUGUUCCGACCUUUUAGUUUUUCUUCUUCGAAAAAGCGACUAAUACCACACAAAACAAACAAGUCUUAUGUAAACGUAGAAUAGGAUUGUAUGCAAAAUCUCUAAAGCAUAAAACAAACAAAACUAAUGAUAACAAAUUGAUACCGACGAGUCAAAGAGACACAGGCCAAAAACAAAAGCACACACCUUCUCAGGACAGGAUCAGUACGGCGUAGGGGGGAGAGGGAGAGAGGUGAAUGUGUCGGUAUGUCUCUGUGUGGUAAACCUUGUGUGCUUUUUGGUGGACCGCUUCUUGCGUUUGGCCGUCGUGUCGUGUUCGCUGUACAUAUACUAAGAUACCGAGGGGGAGGACGGGUCAACCCGGGAAUAUAAGCCAAAGGGGAAGGACAUCAAGUCAAAGUUUAGUCAACGGUGAAUGCGAUUGCUCGGCAAACAAGGGGCAGGAAAAAUAGGAAAGGCUAGUAAUUCCAAUCGCGCGCAUACUGUGUCAAGCAUACUAACCAACUGUGUGGUAAAACAAUGGUGAAAAAAGUGAAAAAGAAAGAGAAAACAGUGAGAGAAACGAAGAACAACGGGAAACGAGAGAAGAUGAAAAAAAAACAACUGACACUGUAGAACUAUAACUAGUAAACGUUAAGCAUAAAGUAA
Messenger RNA from Anopheles merus, 6650 nucleotides. RefSeq names its product centrosomal and chromosomal factor-like. NCBI's taxonomy places the organism in Eukaryota, Metazoa, Arthropoda, Insecta, Diptera, Culicidae. The record is from RefSeq and is a predicted model, not a curated record. The coding region runs from base 505 to 2694 and encodes 729 amino acids. The transcript has 2 exons.